UGAUAGGCAGCUUAUUCUAUGGACUUGGGUGACUGAAAUGGCAGCAAUAGCGAGUGUUCCUUCCACUAUAAUUUCUCCCCAUUCAACUCCCUCCUUUUUUAUUUCUCUAUCUUCUUUUCCAUUAUCCGAUGGCAACCACCGCGCCAGGAGGACUCCGAUUAGGAGGCAAUUGCCUUGCUUACGUCUUGGAACACCGGCGUUCAAUGGCUGCGGCCGAGUGCUGGCGUGUCUUCCAUCUCCGUCAUCUUCUGCUUCCCUUCCCCAAUCCCCCAAAACCAGACUCUACAUCAGUGGGCUAUCUUUUCGCACCACCGAAGAGAGUUUACGAAAUGCUUUUAAAAAUUAUGGCCAACUGGUUGAAGUCAAUCUGGUGAUGGAUAAAAUAGCAAACAGACCCAGAGGGUUUGCUUUCCUCCGUUAUGCAACUGAGGAGGAAUCUCAGAAAGCUAUUGAGGGAAUGCAUGGCAAGCUUAAAGUAUGUAAAAGUGGGUUGGAAAGUUGCUAGGCUUAAAUGCUGCGCGUUGUGCUUUACCUGAUAGAAGAUACCCAGUUUUUGGAUGGCAGGGUGAUAUUCGUGGAAUUUGCAAAAUCUAGAGCAGAGCUUCGACAAGGCCUUAAGCAUAGGCAAUUUUGAAGAGGUAAUAUUUGUGUAAUUUGCAAAAUGUAGAACAAUUUUUUGAAGAGCUAGUUCUGGCCCUCCAUCAUAGGCUUUUAGUCUUUUCAGUACGCAAUACCUAAAACUCUACAUUGUCAAUUUUCCUUUUCUAGUGAGUUGAAAAUAUGAAUAUACAUGUUACAUUGAUUUUAUCUUGUAUUCCCUUCAGAAUGAGCUUUCUCUUU
Messenger RNA from Manihot esculenta (cassava), 840 nucleotides. RefSeq names its product organelle RRM domain-containing protein 6, chloroplastic. Bases 38 to 505 code for a protein of 155 amino acids. Gene Ontology annotation, biological process: cytidine to uridine editing; chloroplast mRNA modification. The record is from RefSeq and is a predicted model, not a curated record. The transcript is spliced from 5 exons. Gene Ontology annotation, cellular component: chloroplast. Gene Ontology annotation, molecular function: RNA binding. Lineage: Eukaryota; Viridiplantae; Streptophyta; Magnoliopsida; Malpighiales; Euphorbiaceae.